Molecule: messenger RNA, 898 nt
Organism: Lynx canadensis (Canada lynx)
Lineage: Eukaryota; Metazoa; Chordata; Mammalia; Carnivora; Felidae
Gene: LCN10
Product: lipocalin 10
Exons: 6
Coding region: 64-573 (169 amino acids)
Molecular function (GO): small molecule binding
Source: RefSeq, a predicted model, not a curated record
GCAGGGUCGGUGGGUGGGGAGAUUUAAACUCAGUGCCCUGGUGGCCGAAGAAGGAGGCUGAAGAUGGGACCGGGGAGGCUGGUGCCCACGCUGGUCCUGGCGCUCGUGCUGGCCACGGGGUCCCGGCCACAGGAACAGCUGCCCAGGGAGGCCCACAGCCUCAACUGGAACAAGUUUUCAGGGUUCUGGUACGUUCUGGCUGUUGCCUCCGAUGGCCAGGGGUUCUUGCCUGGCAGACACACGAGGAAGCUGGGGGCAUCCACGGUGAAGGUUCACAAAGUGGGCCGGCUGAAGGUGGUCCUGGCCUUUAGCCGGUCACAGGGGUGCCAGUCAUACACGUUAAUUCUUCGGAAAGAUGGGAAGAAGGCUGUGUUCAGGAACACACUGAAGGGGGUGGAGGGUUUCCACGUGCUGUCCACGGACUACAGCUUCGGCGUGGUCUACCUGCGCCUGGGCCGCGCCGGCCGGACCGCCAAGAUGCUACUGUUCUUAAGCAGACGGGACACGUCCAGCUUCCCGAGCAUGAAAAGAUUCGUAGACAUAGCCACCUGUGCGCACACCAUCCUGCCCUGAGGGCCACCACCUUUACUUUGGGGCUCGCUCGUGGUCCUCCGAGACCCCAGGAGCGUUCUUCGCGAUUCCGGGAGUUCUCAUCCCGCGGCUUGCUGAGAGGUGUCUGGUGACCCCAGGCCGCUGAUGGGGUGAAGUCCAAGGGCCGUGGCUCUAGUCCAAGAGGGAUCCUUGAUGAUCCUCAGGAGCUGGGGAUAGGGGGGCACGUGCUGGCCGGCAGGGAGAGUCCAGUCCUGGCCCGUCAGCUCGUGCCCUCCAGGUUCCGCGGCCGAGAGGGGCUGUCACCUCCUGUCUGCUGGGAAAUAGACCUCAGACCGGUCCAGUGUAA